AGAUCUCAUUGAGAGAAGACUCCAGGAAGAUUUUCAGAUCGUUUGACUUGGCCAUGCUCACGGAUAAGUGGUGACAACUCACCAAAGACGGUUUAAAAAGUAUCCAGACGUAUCUGCUGGGGGACAUACAGGACAGAGAGAGGAUAUGGAAGUCUGAUCUCGAUCUAUCCAAAAUGGCCAGGAAGCAAGAAAAAAGAGGAGGAGAAGGAGGACCCGGUCCAGACUAGGACUUGUGACUUGCAUGCAUCUUUGUACGACUCUGCUCAGCCUAAAGAGAGCGCCUGUGAGGCUUAUUUGUCCUGCGCAGCAGGUUCAGACCAAAUCAACUGAGGGUUGUUUGUAUGCAUGUCUGCGUGUGUGUGUGUGUGUGUGGGUGAAUAUAUCUGUGAAGGCGCAGCGGUAUAAACCCAAUAUAACACAGUGGCACGUCUUUACCUCCCGCAAGACUUGACUUAAAACCUCACAAGCCUGCUGAUCAUAUGAUGCUACUUUAAGGAGCCUGGAGGGGGAUCUGUGAAUGGCGUCAUUGGAGGUUAUAACCUGCUCCAUGAUUUCAUAUUUAUGGGAUCUUCCAAAAAUGGUUUUCAUUCAUGCAACAGAAGAGGACAUUUGGUAACGAGACAACAUUUAGAGCUUUAACCCCUUUCACUCAAACCCACAAACCCUCAACGACGGAACUGACUGAGAGGCAUGCUAAUGGAGGAAGAGAACGUGUGCACCUCUCUGCCAGAUAUUACAGAUUCAGUCCUUCAGCAGCCUCUACAAGACUCAUGGACCCCAUUAGAGCACCAGUACAUCAAUGGAGAACAGCAGGCCAUUGUGUGGGGCGAGACAGAGGUACAGAUAAACCAAGCACACGAGACAGAUCAGCUCAGUCUCUCCCCGAAGGCAGGAAGAGAGACUCCUGAGGAGGCAGAACAGUGGGAGCAAAUAAUAUGGCCGGUGCACCCCAUGACCUGCACCAGUCCCCCACUUUCCUUCGCCACGGUCCAGUGGGACAUGCCUGAUCUCUCUGCAGAGACGUUCCCACUCAUGACUGACAGCAGCCUGGCCAAUGAGCUGAACUCCAGGGGCGGGACAAGCCUAGGCACCACUUCCCCAUCACUUCACGGGCGUCAAGAAGUUAAUGAAGAGCUUUUAACACAGGAGGACGGAGAGGAAGAAGAUGGGUUCGAUUCAGGGCUUCUGAACUCGGAUCUAGAGUGGACAGGAAGCACCUUCAAGCCAUGUGAUGCUGCAAAUGUGCAAGAGCCGGCGGCACAGGAAAAGGAAGAUUCAACACACGAGCUGCUAGACAGUAAUAACGAACUCUCUCUGAGGACAGACUCAGACGAAGAGAGGGGACACUCGGCGGACUCAGAUCCCGUUGUCGUGGACUUAAUUGAUAUCCUCAAAGAGAUCGAAGGCUCAGAAUGUGAGGUGGACAAUUUUGUACAUAUAAAUCUAGAAGAGGAACAGGAGGAGCCCGGCGUUCUGCUGACUGGGCAGGAAGACUCAGAGGAAGAGCAAUCCACAACGAAUGCCAUCGAGACUGAAGAGGAGAAGGAGGAGGGAGCCGAGGUAGAAGAAGAAGGUACAGAGGAAGGUGACGAGGACCAAACUGCCAGUUGCCUUGUUGAUGUGGAGGUUCCAGCAGAGCAGCUACAAACUGACAAUACUGGACUAACCAGCAACCCAGAUAAGCUAAUUGAUCUGCAACAGUCAGAGCUUUUAGAGGAAAGGCGAUGCUCAGGCAGUGAAGAAGACAUAGAGGUACUAGAACGGUUACACGAAGAACCCGCAGGACAGACUGAAGAGCCAGAAAUGUGCACAGAUGUAGAUCAGAAAGUGGACCCUGAAGUGUCGGAGGCUGCGGACGACGACAACAAAGAACCACCGAUACAAGCAGCAGAGAGGAGAGAAAACUCACAAGAGCAACUGGAGCUGACUAAAAAACUGGAGGAGAUAAGUUUAGACUGUGACCAAACGUCUUCACAAGAGCUGUCACCGGAGCCUGAACACUUUGAGCAGCUUGAGAUGACUGAAGAGCCAGUGCAGAUCCAAGCACAGGUGCCUGAGCAGGUUGAGAUGACUGAAGAGCCCGUGCAGAUCCAAGCAGAGGUGUCACAUCAAGCAGAGGAGCGGCACUCUGAAGACCAGUUAGGAGAAGCUCUGGAACCACAGGCGGAAGUGACAGAAGAGUCGACUCAACCCGAAAACGCUGACCCCCCUGAGGAGUCUACUCCGUCAGAGCAGACAGUUUGUGUUGAAGCUGAAGACCCCGGAGUGGCGGAGCAGCAAGAACAGACGGAGCCACCGGAGCAGAAUGAGCAAACGGCCGACUCAUCGCAACCAACGCUCUCUGAGCAGCCCGUGCUACCAGAGGAGACUGAUGAGCCCCAAAUAACAGAGCAGCUGUCUGCUGAGACUGAGGUCGCACAGCAGACUGCAGAGAUCAAUCAGGUGGACAAACAGGCUGAGACGCCACAUCAGGCUGAAGACGUCGCAGGUAGCGGGGACGGAUCUGUGCAAACGGUUGUAGCCAAUGGAGAGCAACCCAAACCCCCCGAGACAACAUCACCUCUUAUCAACGGAGGUGAAGUGGAGAGAGAGAUGGCCCGAAGCCUCGCUGAGCGGCUGUAUAAGUUGGACGGGAUCCCGCGUGUGGAUGUGGUGAAGCAUUUAGACAAAGAUAACGACUACAGUCGUGCUGUCGGCGAGGAAUAUCUGAAAUUCUUUGACUUCACCGGGCAACCUCUCGAUCAUGCCCUGAGAUCUUUCCUAAAAGUUGUGGUGCUGAUAGGAGAGACUCAGGAGAGAGAGCGCGUGCUGCAGCAUUUCGCCUGCCGCUUCCAGCAGUGCAACCCCGACUCGUUCUCCUCUUCAGGAUCUGUGUUGGCUCUUACAUGUGCUUUGAUGCUUCUCAACACUGACUUGCAUGGGCAGAACGUAGGAAAAUCCAUGUCCUCUUCUAAGUUUGUGUCCAACUUGGAUGGGAUGAAUGAAGGAGAAAACUUCAACAAGGACCUCUUGAAAAGUCUUUACAAUUCCAUAAAGAGUGAACCGCUGGAGUGGGCCGUUGACGAGGAGGAACUGAAGAACACCGUGCUGGCAGACGAAGACGCAGCAGACGACGCGCCGUUGCGUUCAAAAGCCAACCCCUUCCAGGACGUUCCUCAUGACAAAACGGCCUCCGUGGUCAAAGAGGGAUUCCUGCAGAGAAAGCUCCAUGCUGACAUUGACGGCAAACGCACUCCGUGGGGGAAAAGAAGCUGGAAGACUUUCUACGGAGUGCUGAGGGGAAUGGUGCUUUACUUACAGAAGGAUGAUAGGAAGGACCAGCCGACUAACGAGGAGGUGGUGAGUGUGCAUCACUCUCUGGCCGAGCAGGCAGCCGAGUACACCAAGAAGCCGCACGUCUUCCGUCUGCAGACAGCCGACUGGAGGGUGUUCCUCUUUCAGGCCUCAUCCAAAGUGGAGAUGAAUUCAUGGAUCAGCCGCAUCAACCUGGUCUCGGCUCUUCACUCCUCGCCUCCGUUCCCCGCCGCCGUCGGCUCUCAGAGGAGGUUCUUCAGGCCGAUCCUCCCCGCCUCGCAGUCCGCCCACACUCUGGAACGCCAGCUGCAGUCUCACACAGGAAUGUUGGAGUCCUUCAAGGCAGACCUGUCGUACUUGCAGCAAAACUUACCAGAGGGCAAAAAAGCCAAAGCUAAGGAGCUAGAGGAGCAUCGCGUCAGAGCAGAGUAUCUGCAGCAUGAGAUGUGCCGCUAUGAGAUCUACAUUCAGGUGCUGGAGUCCUGGAAGAGUGUGAAAAAUACAGGAGAUGGCAUGUUGAGCAUCGCAGACCUGAACCAGUUUGAUAAAGCCGUGUGUGCAGACUCUGUGGGGGAAGAAGACGAGGACGAGGGGCUGAAAAAGUCCCACUCCAGCCCCUCUCUGGAGCUGGAGCUGCUUCCUCCGACGGUCAUCAAAGUCAGACGCAACAUCUCAGAAAGACGGACUUACCGGAGGACCAUCAUUCCUCGAUGGAACAAAGAGGCCUGAACGGUGUUUUAGAGUUUUUCUGCAUUUUUAUCUGGUGCACUUUUAUGAAAAUCAACCUCAGGGAGUCCCUAACCCUCAACCUCACUCGCUCUGGUUAGAGGGUGGACAGCCUGAUUCAUUUGUUGAGUGACUCAUAAUGUCUGGAGCUAAUUUAUUUUAGUUUUGUUGUGUUAAACUUUGAUCUGCAGUAAAGUCAGUGAAACCUGGCUCUCAUUCCUUAUUUUACUUUGGGCAGAAAUGUGCCUUUAAAACUUAAACCACUAGAGGGUGCCGUAGCACAGCACAUCUUGGAGUGAACGAAGGACGUGUUGUCAGGUAGUUUUAAACUUGUUUUUAAAAGAAUCCUAAUUGCACUUUUAUUGUUUCGAAUAUUCUGUAUAACGUUGAUUUGUUUUCUGUAAUUGUUCAUGAAGUUUGUGUUACUGUUACAUAUGUUUUCUAAACGAAGGGUUCAUUGUCAAAAUAUUCCGUGUUGUGUUUCUCCUCAAGGAAGAAUAAAGUGUUAUUUCUGUUCAUGAUUAA
This is a messenger RNA of Larimichthys crocea (large yellow croaker), 4545 nucleotides long. RefSeq names its product PH and SEC7 domain-containing protein 4. The record is from RefSeq and is a predicted model, not a curated record. NCBI's taxonomy places the organism in Eukaryota, Metazoa, Chordata, Actinopteri, Sciaenidae. The transcript is spliced from 17 exons. Gene Ontology annotation, molecular function: protein binding; phospholipid binding; guanyl-nucleotide exchange factor activity. Gene Ontology annotation, biological process: regulation of ARF protein signal transduction. Bases 691 to 4023 code for a protein of 1110 amino acids.